This is a messenger RNA of Elephantulus edwardii (Cape elephant shrew), 1959 nucleotides long. RefSeq names its product numb homolog (Drosophila)-like (gene NUMBL). The transcript has 10 exons. Bases 166 to 1959 code for a protein of 597 amino acids. NCBI's taxonomy places the organism in Eukaryota, Metazoa, Chordata, Mammalia, Macroscelidea, Macroscelididae. The record is from RefSeq and is a predicted model, not a curated record.
AAUCCUCCCGGGAGCGGAGCAGGCUCGUGCGUGUGCAUCCCGCACCAGCCCGCGGCCCCGGGCUCCGGCCCGCGUCAGACCGAGCCGCCGCCACAGUAGCAGCAGCAGCACUUGGGGAUCCGGGCCCAGCCGGGGCCGCGGGAGGCGGGGGCGCCCGGGCCCUGGAUGUCCCGCAGCGCGGCGGCCAGCGGUGGACCCAGGAGGCCAGAGCAGCAUCCGCCCCCAGCCCCCUGUGGGGCCCCGGGGGCUGCAACCUCCAGGACGGAGCCAGACGGUGCGGGCACCAUGAAUAAGUUACGUCAGAGCCUGCGGAGGAGGAAACCAGCCUACGUGCCUGAGGCCUCACGCCCACACCAGUGGCAAGCGGACGAGGACGCUGUGCGGAAGGGAACGUGCAGCUUCCCUGUGAGGUACCUGGGCCAUGUGGAGGUGGAGGAGUCCCGGGGCAUGCAUGUCUGUGAAGAUGCUGUGAAGAAGCUGAAGGCGAUGGGCCGGAAAUCCGUGAAGUCUGUCCUGUGGGUGUCAGCUGACGGGCUCCGAGUGGUAGAUGACAAGACCAAGGAUCUGCUGGUAGACCAGACCAUUGAAAAGGUCUCCUUCUGUGCUCCCGAUCGCAACCUGGACAAGGCUUUCUCCUAUAUCUGCCGAGACGGGACCACCCGACGCUGGAUUUGCCACUGUUUCCUGGCACUCAAGGACUCAGGCGAGAGGCUGAGCCAUGCGGUGGGCUGUGCGUUCGCGGCCUGCCUGGAGCGGAAACAGAGGCGGGAGAAGGAAUGCGGGGUCACCGCCGCCUUUGACGCCAGCCGCACCAGCUUCUCCCGCGAGGGGUCCUUCCGCCUGUCCGGAGGUGGGCGGCCGGCCGAGCGAGAGGCCGCGGACAAGAAGAAAGCAGAGGCAGCAGCUGCCCCCACUGUGGCGCCAGGCCCUGCUCAGCCCGGACAUGUGUCCCCGACACCGGCCACCACCUCCCCCGGGGAGAAGGGGGAGGCAGGCACCCCAGUGGCUGCAGGCACCUCUGCAGCAGCCAUCCCCCGGCGCCAUGCCCCCCUGGAGCAGCUGGUUCGCCAGGGCUCCUUCCGUGGGUUCCCUGCGCUGAGCCAGAAGAACUCCCCCUUCAAGAGACAGCUGAGCCUGAGGCUGAACGAGCUGCCUUCCACGCUGCAGCGCCGCACUGACUUCCAGGUGAAGGGCACAGUGCCGGAGAUGGAGCCUCCUGGUGCCAGUGACAGUGAUGGCAUCAAUGCUUUGUGCACUCAGAUCAGCUCAUCUUUUGCAAGUGCUGGGGCACCAGCACCAGGACCACCUCCAGCCACAACAGGGACGUCUGCCUGGGGUGAGCCCUCUGUGCCCCCUGCAGCCACCUUUCAGCCUGGGCACAAGCGGACACCUUCGGAGGCCGAGCGGUGGCUGGAGGAGGUGUCCCAGGCGGCCAAGGCCCAGCAACAGCAGCAACAGCAGCAACAAGCGGCGUCGGGGCCCCCUGUGCCCACUCUACUCCCCUCCCUGCAGCCCUUCCCCGCGCCCAUGGGCCCCUUUGACCCAGCCCCUGCCCAGGUGGCCGUGUUCCUGCCACCCCCUCACAUGCAGCCCCCCUUUGUGCCCGCCUACCCAGGCCUGGGCUACCCACCCAUGCCCCGGGUGCCUGUGGUUGGCAUCACACCCUCGCAGAUGGUGACCAAUGCCUUCUGCUCAGCAGCCCAGCUCCAGCCCCAGCCAGCCACCCUGCUUGGGAAGGCAGGGGCCUUCCCUCCUCCUGUCGCACCCAGUGCCCCUGGAGGUCAGGCCCACACACGCCCCAAUGGAGCUCCCUGGCCCCCAGAGCCAGCACCUGCCUCAGCCCCGGAGCUGGACCCAUUCGAGGCCCAGUGGGCAGCAUUAGAGGGCAAAUCCACCACAGAGAAGCCUUCCAACCCCUUCUCUGGCGACCUGCAGAAGACCUUCGAGAUUGAACUGUAG